Aureobasidium uvarum is the source of this 1848-nucleotide messenger RNA. NCBI's taxonomy places the organism in Eukaryota, Fungi, Ascomycota, Dothideomycetes, Dothideales, Saccotheciaceae. The record is from the annotation of a GenBank genome assembly.
AUGCCUGACACUUGCCUGCAGAUUGGCCCGAACAAAGCAGAUGAUCGUAUGCCCUCGUCAACCCCCAAAGAGAGUCCACCACCGUCGCCAUAUCCCGGACGUCGGACUGCUCUAUCGGCCAAGGUCGAAUCCGAUCUGCGUCUAGCCUGUGCCGGAGUCCUGGUCAACACCAAGCCUUCACAUCAAUAUGCCCCACCCGAGGCUCUGGCUGCCGCUCUGAGAGAAGAACCCAAGCAAGCACUCGACUACGACGCCAUCAGGAGAUCUGCCUCGACCCGCAAGUCACUAGACUCUCGACCUUUCCCUCCCCGUACCGACUCGGCCGACGACAAGAACCCUCUCAGAUAUGCAUACCGUCCAGAUGCUCCCAUCGAUCAGCUCUUCAACAAGUCGGAUCCCACUGUUGACCCUGUCCAGUCCAUCCUCGGCAAGGCCAAGCAUGACAUGCCAACGGGUAGCCGUGCAAAGACUCCGGUACCCAACAGUGUUCUCUCUCCCGUCAGUGACGCCGCUACACGUCCCCGUGUCGCCAAGCGCUCCAUCUCUGGCGAGACCGGUGGCUCCACGCCCAUCACAGAUACAGCAGAGUACCAUUGGAGUACCUCUACAGCCCCUACCUCGGCCGCCAUCACACCUGCACGUACCUCAAAGCGAGAUUCUUCCCACAUAAUGCCUGUCGAGACGGAGCACGCCAUCAAGAACGAUGCUACCGCCAUUGAGUGGAUGCGCAAAGAACUUGAACGUCGCCGUCAGAAACAAGCUGCCGAAGAAGAACAAGCACAAGCCGCAAUGCAGCCAUUGUCUCGCGCUCCUAGCAGGGCACGAAGCAUUCGAAGCCUUCGCGACAACAUCAAAGAAUACAUCCGUCCAUCCAGCUCCAACGGGAACAACAGCCGACCACCUAGCAGGUCUGCUUCGCGCGCAUCACAACGUUCGGAGUCAAAGUCACAAGAUCCAGAGAUACGCGGUGGCUGGAGAAGCUGGGGGCGAACUCUGAAGAAGGAGCACGCCCAAACCGAUGUCAGCAGAUCGAACUCGAGAAGAGGAAGAACAGGCGGUAGCCCUAGUCUCCCGAACUCGAAAAAGUCCGAGAUCAACCUGAACCGCGAGCUGCCUCCGCUUCCCAGUCUCGACCAGUGGAAGGAUGAUGCGGUUGCACCUCCGACACGACAUGCACCUCAAGCGCCCGUACCUACACAUCGUCCUGCCCAGAAAUCGGUCGACAGUGUGAUGUCCGAAAAGGAUGAAAUCAUUGCAAUUCGCCUCGGUUCGCCAGUCAAGGAUAAGCCAGAAGUGUACAUGCCUACUCGAUCUCCGCGUUACGCUGCAGCUACCAAGAUGCCACACCUUGGAUCCGCUCACACCAGCGAUAACCUUCUCCCACGCAGCACGUCUGCACUUCGAGAGCGGACUCCAGAGCCUACAUUAUCAACCGUGCGAGCAAUCUCUUCCCAACAAGAAGCCAAAUACAUGAGUUCGCGUACGCGAUCACCAAGCAAUCCGGCAUAUUCUGUGUCCCCUGGAUUCUCCGAGCACCGCAACUACGACAGCUCGAGUAUACCCACCCCACUGGGUAGCAUCAGCAGCACUUCCACCAGGAACAAAUCAAAAUCACGAGACAAGGCACCCAGUAAGCAAGAGAAAUCUCGCCAGCUGAAGGGUGUACAAGUUCGAUCUCCACCACCAGUGCCACCAAAGGAAGUCGUCGACAAAAAGGCAUGGUGGAACCUCAAAGCAAAGAACAAGAAACCUCCAACCUGGAUGGAUCAGCUGGAGAAGAUGGGUGGAGUCAAAGACGGCAUCCUCAUACCCGACGACGGCUGUGACUUUCCACACAUUCGUUACUGA